GCGUGUGUACCUAGCAUACCCAGCGCCGGAGGAGGCGGCGGCGGGACGCUCGGGCCGGUGCUGCGCGCGGCGGCCGGUAGGGGGCGCAGGCGCCCCGCGUUUGCGCGGCCCGGACUCUGCAGUCGCGGCUCAGGGUCCUGAGAUCGCGAGGGCCCACGGUUCCUGCCCGGCCCCCUCGCCCGCCUCCGCCCCCUUCCUGCCCUGGGGAUACGCUCCCCGCUGCGUGCCCGAGACGCGCCAGGUCCUUGAAUCUUGA
Rangifer tarandus platyrhynchus (Svalbard reindeer) is the source of this 256-nucleotide messenger RNA. The record is from the annotation of a GenBank genome assembly. NCBI's taxonomy places the organism in Eukaryota, Metazoa, Chordata, Mammalia, Artiodactyla, Cervidae.